Messenger RNA from Pelobates fuscus (common spadefoot toad), 1610 nucleotides. RefSeq lists its product as uncharacterized. NCBI's taxonomy places the organism in Eukaryota, Metazoa, Chordata, Amphibia, Anura, Pelobatidae. The transcript has 5 exons. The coding region runs from base 37 to 1362 and encodes 441 amino acids. The record is from RefSeq and is a predicted model, not a curated record.
GCUGGGUCUCACAUAGCUGUGGAUAGAGCAGCAGUAAUGUGGUCGCGGGAAAGAGCGACAUGGCUGAAACGGAGACCUCGGCCUGCUUCUGGGUCCACACAGCGCAGGCGGCCGGCAUCUGACAUCAACCAGACUUUCGAUGAGCUUUAUCGCUCAUUGGUAGAAAAGGAAUAUCAGGAAGAGGAGACAUUUGGACAGAAAAGAACAGAUUAUGCAGCAUCUGAAAGGUCACGCCAUUCUGUGGCUAUAAGCGUAACUUCUACUAUAACAGAAAAAAAUAUAACAUUAAGUGCGUCUGACUCCUCUAACUUCCUCAGAGAUAAAGCUUCGGGAAAAGGAAAUCCUACAUUACCAGGCUCCAAGUCCAUUUUACGUGAGCUAAAGCAGAGCGUGGAGGAACAGUAUGUUAGUGUACAUUUUAAUGGUGUGGGCAACACACAUCCGAAAGAAGACUUGCCUUCUGAGGAGAAUUUUGACUCAGGAGUCCAAGAUAUAUGUGAUAUAUCUUUUGGCAACACAGAUGCGCUUUCCUGUCAAUCUAGCAACGAGGAUGAAUGCAAUACUAUUGUGGAUAUUUUGCCUCGCGAGAAACAACUUGUGGAGAAACAACUAUUAUGUAAAAGUUGUCAAAGUCUUAAAAACAAAGUCAUAAAAAACAAAACUACAGGCAUCAAACUAUUUAAAAUAUUUGAUCCUAACCAUUGGUGCAGUGACCAUUGGAUGCUGAAGAACACAGGUUCUCAAAAUGAUACUACUCCACACUUAGGACAAAAGAGAACUAUAAGCAAAGUACUAAAGAAUAUUGCAGCACUUAAAUUAAAUCUGCCAAUGAAUACUCACAGAAUAUCCUUCAAAUGUAGUAGACCACAUUCAUUCCUUCAGAGAAAUCUUUUCCUAUGUAAAAUGGCAAAGCAGAAUCUUUGCAAUGUGCCUCUAAAACAGCAGCAGAGAACCAGUACUAACUACAAUGCAAAUAAACAGAGACAGAAAAAAAACGUUUCAAAACAGCCAUACAUGCUUGUAGUUGGUAAAAAUCAGGAAGAAGACUCUGACAAAGAUGUGAAGAGAGGCAAGUUAAAGGCUAAUAAGAAAAUGUUGAGGUCUGACAUAUCUCCUCCUCGAAAUGGAGAUCGUCCUCUAGCGCCCACUUCAACCACAAAGAAAAAGUUGCCUCGACUUGACAGUAGAAACAUUUUGCCAUCAUCAAAGGAUUAUACUGUUAAGUCACCAUGCAAUAAUAAAGACUUGUUGGAAAAUGAAUUUCAGGAUCCCUUCUCAUGGGUCGAUAGAGGAAGUUUUCGAGACAUGCUAGCUCACCUCAACUCAGGUUGUUCAAAUAGUGCUAUAAUUAAGGAACAUUGAGGUGGUGUUUUCAAUAAUCCAGCUGAUGUGUUAUACUUUUUGUCAGUUUGAUUAAUUUCAAAACCGUUUGUGCAAUAACUACUGUUCUAAAAUAGUUUGAGUGCAAAUUACACCCACUCUGUUCUAUAAACAUUUAAUUUUGACUGAAUCUGUGUACCUUUUUAUAUGUCCUGUUAUGAAUUUAACUGUAUUGCACAUGUUCCUCUUUGUUAAAUUAAUAAAACAUGCAUUGUGGUUUUUAUUAGAAA